GUCAGGAUCUGAAUUGAAAUGUAGCGGCGGGUAAAAGUUACUGUAGAACUAUUAUAAAACAAUAUUUUAAUGAUAAUAACUGGUUGUAUUAAAGUAUAAAAGUGAAUAUAUGGGAUUAUUAAUCCUUCUGCUCUCACAAUGACUCAGUCUGUUCUUAUACAAGUUGGUCAGUGUGGUAAUCAGGUGGGCUGCAGGUUCUGGGAUCUGGCACUCAGAGAGCAUGCGCACAUAAACAAGAGAGGAAUCUACGAUGAAGCACUGAGCAGCUUCUUCAGGAACGUCGACCCAAGGAGUGGUAAUGAUGUAGGUGGGCCCCCAGGAAGCAGAAUUUCAGCACUGAAAGCCAGAGCAGUGCUGAUAGAUAUGGAGGAGGGCGUUCUCUCUCAGGUCCUGUGCGGCCCCCUGCAGCAGCUCUUCAGUUCCACUCAGCUCAUCAGUAACUCGUAUGGUUCUGGAAACAACUGGGCUGUUGGUCAUCACACCUACGGUUCAGUGUAUCGAGAUCAGAUUGUGGACCAGAUUCGGAGAGCAGCGGAACAAUGUGACUGUCUGCAGUGUUUCUUCCUCAUUCACUCUAUGGGAGGUGGAACCGGAUCAGGAUUAGGCACAUCUGUAUUGAAGCUUCUGGAGGACGAGUUUCCGGAGGUGUGCCGAAUCGUAACGGCGGUGUAUCCGUCGGCCGAAGAUGAUGUCAUCACCUCCCCAUAUAACAGUGUUCUGGCUAUGAGGGAGCUUACUGAGCAUGCUCAGUGUGUCCUGCCCGUUGAGAACCAGUCACUGAUGGACAUCGUUAGUAAGAUCCAGUUAAUGAGCAACACCAGCAGAUCAGGUGCUGCCAUAAAGAAGGACUGUACCAUUAUUUCUGGGAAGGGAGGAGUUUCAAAGACUGAGAAACCCUUCGAUGCAAUGAACAACAUUGUGGCUAAUCUGCUGCUCAGCAUCACCAGCUCUUCUCGUUUUGAAGGAUCCCUCAACGUGGAUCUGAAUGAGAUUGCCAUGAACCUGGUCCCGUUUCCAAGGUUACACUACCUGGUGUCCAGCCUCACCCCUCUAUACACCCUCGCUGAUGUUAACGUUCCUACACGCAGGUUGGAUCAGAUGUUCAGUGAUGCGUUCAGUAAGGACCACCAGCUGAUGAAUGCGGACCCCCGACACUCGAUGUACCUAGCAUGUGCUCUGAUGGUGAGGGGGAACGUUCAGGUGUCUGAUCUGCGGCGAAACAUUGAAAGACUGAGACCGUCUCUGUCCUUUGUUGGGUGGAAUCAGGAGGGAUGGAAGACGGGGGUGUGUGCAGUUCCUCCGGUGGGACACACCCACUCUCUGCUAGCUUUAGCUAACAACACUUGUGUAACUGCAUCCUUCACUGAGCUCCGAGAUCGCUUCCUCAAACUCUACCGAAAAAAGGCUCACCUGCAUCACUAUGUUGGUGUGGAUGGAAUGGAGACAUCUGGGUUCAGUGAAGCUCUGAAUUCUCUGUCUGAUCUGAUAGAGCAGUACAACACACUCAACUCUACCAGUUCAGCUCUUACCCAUGAUGCACCUCGCAUCAAUAUCGCCACCUAGCUGGAAACUGGAACCGGAAAUGUGUUUUUUUUACUCAUCAUUAAAUGUAUUUAUUUAUUUAUUUAUAAAUCUGUAGUAAAAAAUAAAGAGACGAUUUCAAUAAAACAGCAAAACAAUG
Messenger RNA from Trichomycterus rosablanca, 1681 nucleotides. It is a transcript of the gene tube1, whose product is annotated as tubulin, epsilon 1. Gene Ontology annotation, molecular function: GTP binding; structural constituent of cytoskeleton. The transcript has 12 exons. Gene Ontology annotation, biological process: mitotic cell cycle; microtubule cytoskeleton organization. NCBI's taxonomy places the organism in Eukaryota, Metazoa, Chordata, Actinopteri, Siluriformes, Trichomycteridae. Bases 139 to 1563 code for a protein of 474 amino acids. Gene Ontology annotation, cellular component: microtubule; cytoplasm. The record is from RefSeq and is a predicted model, not a curated record.